This is a messenger RNA of Chenopodium quinoa (quinoa), 4516 nucleotides long. RefSeq lists its product as uncharacterized. The transcript has 3 exons. The record is from RefSeq and is a predicted model, not a curated record. NCBI's taxonomy places the organism in Eukaryota, Viridiplantae, Streptophyta, Magnoliopsida, Caryophyllales, Amaranthaceae. The coding region runs from base 2718 to 4265 and encodes 515 amino acids.
CCCCCUCCCCCUCCCCUGUUAGCCUACCACUCACCGAGAACAACCCCCCCUCCACAGCCUCACCCUCGAAACUGCCCUCCCUCCCAUCCCCACACUCGAACAGCCACGUAUCCCCACCCACACCCUCGAAAUCGCCUCAAAGCCACCGCCUCGCCCUUAAAACUAUCUCAAAAUCAUCGCCCUACCCUUGAAACCGCCUUAAAACAACCACUCUGCCCUCGAAAUCGCCUCCCAAACCAAUUUCCCUCACUUACUGGAAAAUUGAGAGAGAUUAAAACCUUUUCAACCACCUGCCGAAAAAGAAAGAGAGAUCGAAACCUUAUCCCCUACCAACCGAAAUAGAAAGAGAAAGCUUGCGUGAAGGGGAGGGGGGGUGUCGAAAUCUGGGUAGGGAAGGGAGGGGGUCCAGAAUCGGGGACGGGGUAGGGAGACCGGAAUCGAGGAUGGAGAGGGGAGGGGGCCGUAAACGCGGAUGAGGACGAGACGGGGGAAAAGAGGGGGCCCCACGCUGGUGGUUUCCGAUUAGGGGGGCUAUUUUAAAAAAUGGAAAAUUGAUAUAAAAAAAAAAGACUAAUCACAUUGUGACACAUGUCACAAGUAACCUAUUAAACAGGUUACCAACAGGUCACGUUCUAUUUAUAGAAGAUGUGUGUCAAAGAUCGUGUUAUUUUGAGAUAAUUUAAAGGUGGUUCUAUUAUUGGAAUACCGAUGAAAGGUGAUAUUAUUCUUGGCAAAUUUUCCAAAAAUCUAACAAUAGAGGUUAGAAAAACCCUCUAAAGGGAGAAACCCUUUCAAAUCCCUAUCUUUUCUAAUUGUUUUGUAACACCUCAACUACCCUCACUUAUUUGUAUCAUAAAGUUAAUUAAUUGACCUAAAAUUAUAUGCCGGUAAAAGUGUAGCUUUUUUAUUUUUUUAAAAAAGGGGUCUUCAAAAACAAAAGAGAGAAAAUAUAUACUCUGUACAAUAGUAAAUUGUUAGAGGACAACUCAACUAGAUGCGUAUACGCUAUUGCGCCUUUUCACAUUAGAGCCUAUUAAGCUAGAAAUGUGGACGCAGCUUGGGCCCCAUCAUAUCCGACGUGUGGAGGAGAUUCGAAGCCGUGGUAUUUGUUUAUGUUGGUUCUAAUACCAUAUUAGAUGAUCAACUCAGUAAAAAAUGUAAGCAAAUGGUUGAACCAUUGAAUCGGUUUGUAUACUCUAUUUAUAUUACUUCCUCCGUUUUUAUUUUAUUGCACCAUUAGGACUUUUACACUAUUCACUUAAUAUUCUUUGACCAUCAUUUGUAAUUUAUCCAUUCGGAAAAAUAUAGUCAUGUGUGAUCUAGUUAUUCGUCUCGAAAGCUUCUUUUCAAAUAUCAAUUUUUUAUAAUUUUUAUAAAAGUAUAAUUGAAGGUGUUAAUAAGUAAAACAAUGCAUUGACAAGCCUGAAAUCCCGUGCAAUAAAAAAAGAACGGAGGAAGUAUAAUAAAUGGCAGAAAGGAGAGUUCUGGAAUAGUAGUAAUUAUGAAGAAAGUUUAAAUGGAGGAAUUGGAAAAUUAUGGGAAUUUGCAAAUGGAUGAGUUGUUUGGUUUACAAUAAAAAGUGUAAAUGAGGGAAUUGCAAAUUCAUGGGAAUUGUGACCUUCCCACAAAACAUGAAGUUAAUUACCUAUCCUCCAGGUAACUCAAAAUCUCCAUGAUUUGCAACUUCUUUUAUCCCAACCAAACAAGUUAAGACAUUUGUUAGGUAUUUAAUUUCCGUGGAAAGUAAAUUUCCUUAUCAAACAAACAACACCUACAAAAACAGUGAAAGCAAAGAUACAAGGCAUAAAGUUAGGGACCAGUGAGGUUAGUGAGAGUACCUCAUCCGUUACGAGUCCCAAAUCAUCAGAUACAACUUACAAAGACGACACUCAGACGCAAAUGAAGUAAAUGUUUUGAAACUUACUUUUUCCAAACCUUUCUUUUCGCUUCCAAUCCAAAAUUAUGCAAGAUUACAACUUACUUCAAUCAUCCCUUUUUUCUUUUGUAGUAUACUCAUUUUUAAUAAUGAUCACAAAAUAUUAUAUGCAUUAUAGGAGUAAUAAGCACUUUUUCCUUCUCUUCUUUUUCCGCGAAAUCUCUGCUUCUUAGCCUGCUUUUAGACAUUUACCACACUUUCUGAUUCUAGAUACUCUUCUCAUUCUAUGCAUUUUUGUAAAAGUAUGAGGUGACAAUAAAUGUAUACAAUAAUUGAUUAUUAAUUAAGAUGAAUCAAAUAAGACUAAAUGGGAAGAACAAAAAGGUUUGAAAGAAAUACAAGUACGAGUAUUAAAUAUACAGUAUACUCCAAAUCUAAAUUAUUCAGUGUUAAAGUUGCAUGAUAAUGUAAUUGACAUUAGAAAUAUGGAGCAAUUUCUUUUCUUGGGCUGCUAAAUAUCUGAAAUCAAAAAUAAAAAGAAUUGUCACUUUGUCAGUAAAUGCUCCCUUCACAAUCUGAGCUGAAGCAUAAAAUUAAAACUCUACUCGCCAAGGAACGUAUAUAUUCUCUUAAAUACUAGUGAGUACUUACCUUAUGAAGAGGGGGUUUUGUGCUUUACCAAUACCAGUUGGCAGUAGUAGUAGUUGUUCCUUUAUAUAUCUAUGUUCUUGUCUUUCUCUUAAUUAAUAAUUCUUCUACUUAAAUAGUUGGUUGUACUGUGAGCUGUUGCAAAUCAGUCAACUAAAGAUAAAAGAAGAAAAAAAGGGAAGAUUAAUUGUUGAUGGAAAUGAGUAAAGAGGUAAGAGUGUUGUUAGUAAUGAUGGUAGCAGCCAUUUUGUUAGGCUGCAGCUGCAGAUGCAGUGUGAAUGCAGGAAACAUUGAAAAGGAAAAAUCGGCAGUGGGGGAUCCAGGAAUGAAGAGGGACGGACUGAGGGUUGCCUUUGAGGCCUGGAACUUCUGCAAUGAAGUUGGUCAUGAAGCCCCUGCCAUGGGUAGCCCUCGAGCGGCCGACUGCUUUAAUUUCAUCCCCAAAGCUUCUAUCAGCAACAAAAUCCAAAGUGGAGGAAGUAAUAGGUCCUUUGAAAUUCAGCACAAAGUGACAGAAGCACAUAACAAGCUUGGGGUGGGAAUGCCUUUUCCAGGGUUGACAGCAGAAGCUCUGACUAAUGCAGAUCUGUAUGCAGCCCAAAAGGAGCUAUAUUUGGGAAGCUUAUGCGAGGUUAAAGCCGAGGCCGAAGCCCCGUGGCAAUUCUGGAUGGUUAUGCUGAAGAAUGGCAACUUUGACGGUAAUUCAGGUCUAUGUCCACAGAAUGGGAAAAAGGUUGGUCCAUUUUAUACACCUCCAGGCAGGUUCCCUUGCUUUGGAGCUGGGUGCAUGGACCAACCUUCCUUUCACCAUAACCCAACCUCAUCUCAUGCUAAUGACUCUGAUAUAGCCACCAUGACGGGUGGCUUCCGGGGUACCUAUGACUUAGAUUCCGAUAUCAGCAAUGUCGUGGACGUGGGCGUGGGAGUCUCUUUUUAUGAAGUUACUUGGAAGAAGCAACCUGGACAGGGGAGCUGGUCUUUCAAACAUAAGCUUAAAACUUCCAAAAAGUAUCCGUGGCUUAUGCUGUACCUCAGGGCUGAUGCAACUCAAGGAUAUUCUGGAGGUUAUCACUAUGACACCAGAGGAAUGCUCAAAACUCUUCCAGUAUCCCCAAACUUUAAAGUGAAAAUGCAUUUGGAUAUAAAGCAAGGCGGAGGAGCAAAGAGGCAAUUCUACUUGAUUGAUAUCGGAAGCUGCUGGAAAAACAACGGAAAACCAUGCAAUGGGGAUGUGCUCACUGAUGUUACUAGAUAUAGUGAGAUGAUCAUUAACCCUGAAACCCCCGCGUGGUGCAGCCCUACUAGCAUCAAGUCCUGUCCACCCUACCACUUUACUCCCAACAACACCAAGAUUCCCAGGAAUGACACUACCCACUUUCCCUAUGGCGCCUACCAUUACUAUUGUCGACCUGGGAAUGCUGAGAACCCUGAGCAACCAUCUGACUCAUGUGACCCUUACAGCAAUCCUCAGUCACAAGAGAUACUCCAGUUGCUGCCUCAUCCUAUUUGGGCUGAAUAUGGAUAUCCUACCAAGCCAGGCCAAGGAUGGGUUGGCGAUCCUACUACUUGGGUGUUGGAUGUUGGCGGCCUUUCUAGUAGGCUCUACUUCUACCAGGACCCUGGUACACCUCCAGCUAAAAGAGUAUGGACUUCAAUUGAUAUGGGUACUGAAAUUUUUGUCAGUGACAAAGAGGAGGUGGCAGAAUGGACAGUCAGUGACUUUGAUGUCAUUAUCACUUGAUAAGCAGGAGCUAGGAAAUCUGCUUCUAAGGCUUUGUGCGAUGGUAGCGCAGGGUGUAGAGUGAAAAUACCGUAGGUAAUAUAUUAAGUCCAUAAAGGGCAGGGUAUAGCCGUCAUUUGACACAUGAAUCUACUGUGAUCUGUGGCCAUGCCUUUAAUUGUAAAAUUGACAGAAAUGUGACUUGUUUCUCUACUGUGAGCUUUUCUUCAAUCUAAAAGGAGAUCUAGCAUCUGCUCUUUUAUUCAAAUAUA